This is a messenger RNA of Magnolia sinica, 1949 nucleotides long. Its product is annotated as histone-lysine N-methyltransferase ASHR3-like. The coding region runs from base 149 to 1672 and encodes 507 amino acids. Gene Ontology annotation, cellular component: nucleus; chromatin. Lineage: Eukaryota; Viridiplantae; Streptophyta; Magnoliopsida; Magnoliales; Magnoliaceae. The transcript is spliced from 11 exons. The record is from RefSeq and is a predicted model, not a curated record. Gene Ontology annotation, molecular function: histone H3K36 methyltransferase activity; protein binding. Gene Ontology annotation, biological process: regulation of DNA-templated transcription.
ACUCCCUUUUUUUCCCGCCAUCUUUCAUUUCAGCUCCAUCUCUCUUCGCUGCAUUCAACCCCAUACAGAAGAGAAAGAAAAACCCUAAAAUCCAACCUCUGCAAGAUCAUGCCCUAGCCCUAAUUUCAAUUCCCCUCGUUUUCCUACCAUGCCAGAUCUCAGCAAUCUUCUCAAUCCCUCUCAGUUCGUUGUCUUGCCCUGUGAUUCCAACGCAUCUUUGAACGCCGGAAAAUCCGAAACCGUAGAAGAAAACAACGGCCCCUGCCGCACAUGGGAUCGGCGCCUGCGAUGUCCGGCCUUGGAUAAAUCCGGGGCGUCUGUGGAGAAGAGCUGGCUGGGGGCUGCGGAUACGAGGCGGAAUCAGAAGAGGUCGGGUCGAGGAGAGGUAGCUGCAGCGGUGGAGAGGAGAAGUAAGAGGUUGAUGAGCAGCAAGUCGCUGGAUGAUCAUGUCAGGGACUGGGCAGAGAAGAAGGUGGCCUCAGGAGUUCCUGAGGUGGAAUGCCGAUUUCCAUUCGUUAUCAAUGCUCCGAAAAUGGUUGAAUGUCGUAUAUGCAGUAAAUCUAUCUACUCCAGCGAAGAGUUGUUAUGCACUGUCCAUGGCUGUAAGGAAGCCUAUCACUUGAAAUGCGCUCAGCAGAGUCUUGGGUUUUUGGGUUCUAGAAAUUUCAAAUGCCCCCAACAUGCUUGCUUCAUUUGCAAACAGAAGGGAUAUUGGCGUUGCACACGAUGUACAAUGGCAGCACACUCUAAAUGUGCACCUUGGCCUGAUAAUGUGGUCUAUCCAUUGAGUCAACCUGGCCGGGCAGUUUGUUGGAGGCAUGCUACUGACUGGCGAUUUGAAAAGAAGCAUGCAGUUCCAACGAGUGAUAUAGAGGAAGCAUUCCACCGCUUGCCUCUCCCUUACGUUGAUGAGGAAUUUAAGAUGGGCUUAAUGUGGAAGGACAAUACGGAGAAUGAAAUGAAGCCAAAUCCAUAUGUGCAUAUCAGACGCAAUCUGUAUCUUGUUAAGAAGAAACGCGGCGACAUAGAUGCUGAUGUCGGAUGCACAAAUUGCAAAGCUGAUAGUACAUGCUCUGAGGAUUGUGUGUGCAGGGUUCAAUCUAUCAGCUGCUCAAAGGCUUGUUAUUGCUCCGAGUUGUGCACAAAUAGACCAUUCCGCAAGGAAAAAAAGGUUAAAGUUGUCAAGACUCAAUUUUGUGGAUGGGGAGUGGAGGCAGCUGAAUCUAUCAAGAAAGGGGAUUUUGUAAUAGAAUAUAUUGGCGAAGUCAUUGAUGACACCUUAUGUGAACAAAGACUUUGGGACAUGAAAUAUAGAGGCGAUCAAAAUUUUUACAUGUGUGAGAUUCGAAAGGACUUCACUAUUGAUGCUACGUUCAAGGGAAAUGUUUCACGGUUUCUGAACCAUAGUUGUGAUCCUAACUGUAAACUAGAAAAAUGGCAAGUUGAUGGGGAGACACGUGUGGGUGUGUUUGCGGCUCGAUCUAUAGAAGCUGGGGAGCCAUUGACAUAUGAUUACAGAUUUGUGCAUUUUGGACCGAAGGUCAGGUGUUUCUGUGGCACUUCAAAAUGUCAAGGCUACCUAGGGAGCAAGAAGAAAAUUGAUAAGGUGAACUUGUGCUGGGGAAGCAAGCGCAAGAGAUCGCUAGCAAUCACAGCACCGCCAAACAACUGAUUCAUCUUCUGUAAUUUUUCAUCAGAGCAGGUGCAUCUUUGUUCAUCGAUUCUUUUACUGAGAUGCAGACAACCAAAUCAAAAUUGAUCUGCUCUCUUUGUUGUUUGUGUAUCGCAUUGCAGCGGAUGUCAUUAACGGUGAGGGUUUUUUUUUUUUUUUUUAAAUUUUUAAUUUCCCCUUCAUUGCCUCCAUUAAUAUUUCUUUAAGGCAGCUUGUGUACCGUGUAAAAUGUAUUAGAAUGCUUUGAACAUCUGAAAAUUUACUGAAAUUCCCUUGA